This is a messenger RNA of Dichomitus squalens LYAD-421 SS1, 2250 nucleotides long. RefSeq lists its product as uncharacterized. The transcript has 7 exons. NCBI's taxonomy places the organism in Eukaryota, Fungi, Basidiomycota, Agaricomycetes, Polyporales, Polyporaceae. The record is from RefSeq and is a predicted model, not a curated record. The annotation marks the transcript as partial.
AUGCCAAACCCCGAUCGUGUCACCGCGGAUGGCCUGGAAUGGGAAUGCCCCCCCCUCAUCGUCUUCAUUGACGACGUCUCUGGGAAUAGUUCAAAACAAUGGAACGUACACUACUCUUGCUAUAUGUCGAAUGCGGGAUUGCCUCGAGCGCAGAUUGAGAAGUCUCGGAACAUCCAAUUUCUCUCGACGUCUCCGAGUGCUUCGCCAAUGGAGAUUAUUGAGGCUGUCUGUAAUGAUAUCCGGCAAACUUGGGGUACGUCUCCGCUCAAAGUGUGGGACGUCCGUAGACGUCGUCAUAUCCUUGUUCGGCUGUGGCUCCUUUUUUUGCCUGGAGACAACCCUAUGCAGGCGGAACUCUGUAGUCAUAUUGGUCUCAAAGGUAAUCAUUUUUGCCGUUGCUGCCAUGUCGGUGGCGACCAGAAAUAUAAGCAGUCUGAUGAGGGGUUUGCCUCACUGCUCAAGCUUGGUCGAGAGCGAUCCCCUGCUGAGACACGGGGGGCAAUCAUGGCGCAACUGAUUCAGGCAACACACGCGGCAGCGGAGAAGCCUCUCAAGGAGGCAAUCACGUCAAGUGGCGCAAAGGAUUCGCUCGCACUUCCCAUGAUCAAUCGACUGAUCGCCCUUGGGAAGAUCCUCCGAAAGUCGACGCCGGAGCGCAAGGCAUUGAGUCCGGAAGACGUCAACCAGGAGCUUUCUGCAGAAUUGCUGAGACACGAAGGUGUGACGCUCAUCAACCCCCUACUAGACAUGCAAGGCCUCAAUAUACAUCAAGAUACCCCUGUCGAACCACUGCAUACUCACCUCCUCGGUGUCGUGAAGUACUUCUGGGCGCAGACUAUGUGGGUGCUUGAGAAACAGGGAAAACUCGGAGUGUUUCAGGCACGUCUCAAUUCCCUGGCGAAGUCGGGGCUCAACAUUCCAACUAUCCAAGCCGAUUACAUGUGUCGCUAUCGAGGUGCGCUUAUAGGGAAGCAUUUCAAAACCAUCAGUCAGAUCAUGGCGUUCGCUAUCUGCAAAUUGGUAGACGACUCACUCCAAAAUGCUUGGGUUUCUGUGGGGCGUUUGACUGUGCUUCUAUGGGAGACAGAGAUCAUCGUGAUGGCGGAUUAUCUUAAGGAGCUUCGGAUGGUGAUCAACGACGUGCUCGAUCAUGCAGCAUCCCUAAGCCCGGGGCUUGUCACCGAGAAGAAUAAACUCCACAUACUUCUCCACAUCCCAGACCAUAUCGAGCGACAUGGUCCAGCGCUUCUCUUUUCCACCGAGCGUUACGAGUCUUUCAAUCACCUCUUCCGUCUUUCAUCUAUUCAUAGCAAUCGGCAAGCCCCCAGCCGUGACAUUGCGGCUUCCUUCGCAAACCAGGAUCGCUGCCGUCAUAUGAUGACGGGUGGAUAUUGGCUCGACAAAACCUCUGGUCGGUGGGUGUGUGCUAGUCAUGCUGUGCUCGAUCAUGUGCGGUCGCAUUCUAUCGAUGCUCGAUUGCUCGGAGUUGCUCAUGCCCAUGCCGCCAUCCCUGGCAAAAUGACACUCCCUCCACUCUCGUCCUGCACCUCUCCUUCUGCUGCCAUUCCAAAUACUUCACACACUCCUAGUCGUCCACUCCCCUCUACGCCAUCACCGUCCACCUCGAGACCUGUUCUGACAUGGACAGAAACUCACUCGUCCCAAAUGGACCCCUCCCUAUGCCCCCCGCAUUCCCUUAAUGGCGGCUGGCAUUCGGCCGCCGAUGUUGUCGCGAUGAAUGGCGACCAGGCCAUUAUCGGUGCCGAAGUCCUCGCGGUGCUCCCAACUGUGACCCGGGUGGGCUUCGCCUCCAUCGUUGAGUUACUGAAGACCGCUGACCCCCUUCUACCGGAGGCGUCGCUGGUUGUUGUCCGGGAGUCUUUACUCCAGGACUCCCUUCAUCCUACGCUACACAUGCCCCUCCUCAGCCGUUCAGGACAAUUGCACGUUCUUCGCCCCAGCGACAUCGUCUGUGUCAUAAAUGUGCAGCAUGAUUGCUCUCGCGCGAAGUGCACUGAUACCGGAAAGCAAAUUAUUCGUCAGGAGCGCGAGGAUACCACCCAAACCCGAGCCGUUGUUACUCACAAGGGCAGCCCCAUAUAUGUCCUCAAUACUAUCGCCCUUCAUAAUCAUCACCGUAUCCGAGACAUGCUCCCACAACAACUCCGAACGACUCCGACUUUCUUCACUGAUCGAGACACUGUCCACAAGAACGCGGCAUCGUCCCUACGUGACACCAAGCUUCAAAAG